GGGGGAGUGUAUGGAAAGAAAGGCUCAUACAGAAAGAAAGAGAGAAGACAGAUCCAUCUCAAAAUGAACAAGGAGAGCAAGUGAAUAUCACUCUUCUACCGAUCCCUUGUUCUUCUAUGGACAGAGGAAGAGAGCAUUUCUGCAGAGAGCAGAUUCUUGGUGGUGGUGACAGCUGUUUGGCUCAGCUUCACGUUUAACAUCAUCCCUAAAGAGAGUCAACAGCGUCUUGUGGCCGUCUACUCAGCUGCGCAUUGCAAAAGGCAGUCAUCUACAGGAUGCACACUCCUGCGUCCAUGCUGAUGGGGGUGGUGUUUGCACCCUUGGGCCUUGUGCUGGUAUUUACUGCAGCAAUCACUCCUCAAUGGAGAGAAGGACAGGCGCGGUUGGGCGCGGCAGGACGGGGUGGAGCCACAGAGCUCCUCCUUGUCCGUUCAGAUGGCCUAUGGGAGAGUUGCCUGCAGGUGGUGCACUCUGAGCUGAAAGAGUGCUGGCCAGUGUCGGGGUCCUACCAGCGAGAUGCUCGGGUUCGAUUGGUUCAGGGCAUGGUGCUGUCAUCUCUUUUCCUGUGCGGCGCUGGGAUUGUGCUUGCGAGCGUGGGUGUUCGCUGUUGGACUGAUAUCCCUCUCAGGAGUGUAGCAGCAGCCGGUGGCCUGUUGGUGGCGCUAGCGGGUGUGCUCAGUUUGGCUGCGUUAGGGGUGUACACUUGCCACCUCUCAAAGCUAGGGAUCGAGGUGGAUUCAACUGUAUCUGAGUUGCAGGGGCUCAACAUACACAAACCACCUCGACUAACGCUACACCCGGCCGGGUCACUCUACUUUGGGUGGGUUGGUGCUUGGAUACAAGUGCUAGGAGGGGCUGCACUGCUGUUUGGGUUCAAAAGUGUGCAGUGUCCAUCCUGUCCCAAACAGAGACUCAAAGACAGUGCCGAAAUGUAUGAGGUGAACUGUUAGAUUGUCAACCCAAGCAGGACAUUUCGAAAAGCUCAUCCCUUAAAGGUGCACUCAAUAAUUCUAAAGAAAUGACUAGUAAUUUUGAAACAUAUGUAUAAAAACCUGACCUCUCAUGUGAGAUGAAGAGUUCAGUAAUAUCAGUAAUCUUAUAAAAGCUCUUUUAUUCUACAUGGAGCAGGGGAGACUCAGUCAUUCAUGAAUUACUGUGCAUUGUGAAUUUCCACAAUGGCAUUGGUAGCUGAAAACAACUGUGUUUGCAUGAUGCAGCAUCCAGGCCACUAAGUGUCAUUUUAAGCCAUACUUCAACAUACUUAAAUUACUGAGUGCACCUUUAAAGUAAUGUUCCAGUUAUAUUUAGUUAACAGCAUUUGUGGCAUAAUUUUGAUUUCUAUAAAAAAUAAUUUAGACUAGUCCCUCGUUCAUUUAAAAGAGAAAGAGAGAGAGAGAGAGCACAAAAAUGCGUUUAAAGUAAGGCAUUUAAAAUGGACAUGAAUGAGGCCAGUGCAUGAACACUAAAAUACACUCUCUUUCAAAAGUAUAUAUAUAUAGUGUCGAUUCAAAAUAUUUUGUCAUCAACAUGCCACAAGUACUGUUGACAUAGCUUAACUUGCAUUGAAUCCGGAACAUUCCUUUAAAAAAUAGCAAAUGGGCGUUUGUUUAUGUAACAGCUAUGAACCAUGAUUUGCAACUUGCUAGUCAGUUGCAGAUGGAAUCUGGGGAGGGACAUUCUCAUUCUAGAGAGCAUUUAAAAAAAAAUGUGUAGUGCAAGAUGAGUCAUUAAUAUUUUUGGAUCCUUACCUCUAAAAAACAAACAGAUUGUGACUUUUAAAUGUAUAUAUCUGCUAAAUGUUCAUUUGGUCAACUUUUAUGAGUACACUACCAUAUAGAAGGCUUCAAAUAUAAAAGUCACAAAACUUUUGUGGGCUUUUCUUGUUCUAGUAUGUGGUGUCUUUAUCUAUUAUGACAUAGCUCAGAAUUUACAGUUUAUUAAUCUUUUCAAAGCUGUAAUAAAAUGAAGUUUUUUGGCUUUUCCUGCUAGUAGUUGAGACAUUACUAUGUGUGAUGUCAGUUAAGGCUAAUGGCUGAUAAACAUAUUUACAUUUGGACAUAAACCAGCAGAAGUUCUUUAUCUGUGAUAUAACAAUCUGUAAUUAAUAACUGUACUUGAUUAGACUGUAAAUAUGUGUAAUUACUUGCUAUAGUCUGUUUAUCUCAAACUAUCUAUUGGCUACUUGUCAUGCUAACAAAUGCUUUUACGGUAAACUGCUUGUUUGGGUAAAUACGCAGCUGCUUAGGAAUCAUUUGUACAUUCCUACACGAACAUUACAAAAAGCUGAGAUAAUUGUACUUCCCUGUGCAAUGUCAAUUGUCAAAAUGUAAUUAA
Xyrauchen texanus (razorback sucker) is the source of this 2334-nucleotide messenger RNA. RefSeq names its product claudin-23-like. Gene Ontology annotation, cellular component: bicellular tight junction; plasma membrane. Gene Ontology annotation, biological process: cell adhesion; bicellular tight junction assembly. The transcript has 2 exons. Gene Ontology annotation, molecular function: structural molecule activity. The coding region runs from base 276 to 950 and encodes 224 amino acids. The record is from RefSeq and is a predicted model, not a curated record. Lineage: Eukaryota; Metazoa; Chordata; Actinopteri; Cypriniformes; Catostomidae.